GUCCUUUGGACACUUGCACAUCCAAAAAAUAUCUCCUUCCAGCAACAGGAUGCAGCCUUAGGAUUAGCUAGGCUCUCUUCUGAUUCUCCCCCAAGUUUUGCUGUUCUUUAUCUCAUGACCACGAUGAUCGCAGCUAGCUCCAUAGUGAAAGCCAACCUUCCUUGCUCGUCAAGGAUAUCCUCCAGCUCAGACUUCUCAUCUGGUCAUUCUUGGCGCCCAUUAGAGGCGGCAAAACAUUACCGGGCGCAUGGUGUGCGCUCGCUGCGGAUAACAUGUGCUGCCACUAAGACUGCGAAAUCUCCAGCUGAAGAAGAAUGGAAGAUCAAACGGCAACUCCUAGUAGAGAAGCGGGUACGUAGUGUUGAUGUGAAGGAAGCACUGCGCCUUCAAAACGAAAACAACUUUGUAAUUCUCGAUGUCAGACCAGAAGCAGAGUUCAAACAGGCUCACCCACCUGGUGCUGUUAAUGUACAAAUAUACAGAUUAAUAAAGGAGUGGACAGCAUGGGAUAUUGCAAGGAGGGCUGCAUUUGCUUUCUUUGGCAUAUUUGCAGGAACAGAAGAGAAUCCUGAGUUCAUAAAAAGCGUUGAAGAAAAACUUAAUAAAGAUUCAAAGAUAAUUGUAGCAUGUUCAGCAGGAGGAACAAUGAAGCCAACACAGAAUCUACCUGAUGGGAAGCAAUCUAGGUCUCUGAUAGCGGCGUACCUGCUGGUGCUAAACGGCUACAAGAACGUGUUCCAUCUGGACGGAGGCCUCUACACAUGGUUCAAGGAAGACCUGCCAUCUGAAGGAGAAGAAGAUUGAGCAGGAACUGACCUGUCAGUUAUUAGUUGCUCCGAUAUUGUUGUUGUUCAUACGGCAGCAGUUUGCGAUGAGUUGUAAUGUUGCGCGUUACGGAUAAAAUUGUCCGCACUAGUUUUGAGAAAAUCUCAUAUCCUUCCCAUCUUUACUUUUUGCUGGUAUGAAGGUGCGCUAGAUUUCUCUGGGAUGUCGAACUUACGCUCAGUGUUGUUUGAAUUGAGCUGCUGUUUUUGGCGAAAUUCAUGUGAA
Molecule: messenger RNA, 1050 nt
Organism: Triticum dicoccoides
Lineage: Eukaryota; Viridiplantae; Streptophyta; Magnoliopsida; Poales; Poaceae
Product: rhodanese-like domain-containing protein 14, chloroplastic
Exons: 6
Coding region: 115-804 (229 amino acids)
Cellular component (GO): chloroplast
Source: RefSeq, a predicted model, not a curated record